AUGACAAAAAAUUCAAAACCUACCACAAUGGCCGAAGAACUGGAUCUCAUGUCAGCCAAAUUGAUACUGGAUCUGAAUGAUGGAGACAUUAAUGAAGUAAGUGCCUUGAACACUUUGAAAGUUUUCCAAAAAUAUGUCAAAAACGAAUCAUUUUGGGAAGAGGUCAGCAGUGUAAAUAUAGAGCUCGCGCCUGCAAUGUCCGUUACAUCGGAGGAGGUCUUUAACCGUGUGAUUGAGCUUAGCAAAGAUCCAAAAGGCAGGCUUGCUCUCAAGCAGUUAAGAUUGACCAUUGCAAAAGAAAAAGUCAAGGCAAUUGAGGAGAAUGAGGACGACAUUACUGCAGUUUUAGACAUAAUGGAAAUUAUAGCCAGAAAUGUUGUAGCUGACGACACAUUAAAGCCAGACGAGAAUGAUUCAGAACUGACAUGCUAUAGAAAAGUGGCAUCCAUUCUGGAUAUUCUACUGAAAGAUUUGAACUUAACUUGCUAG
This is a messenger RNA of Mucor velutinosus, 489 nucleotides long. RefSeq lists its product as uncharacterized. The coding region runs from base 1 to 489 and encodes 162 amino acids. Lineage: Eukaryota; Fungi; Mucoromycota; Mucoromycetes; Mucorales; Mucoraceae. The transcript has 3 exons. The record is from RefSeq and is a predicted model, not a curated record.